AUGGCUUCCAAUCAAGUUAUUGCCGCCACUUUGGUUAUUUUCUUUACACUUUUACUUCAAGGUAACAACAAUAACGUCGUCGAAGCACAACUCACGACCAAUUUCUACUCAACCUCUUGCCCUAAUGUUCUCUCCACCGUCCAAUCCGCCGUUAGAUCUGCCGUUAAGAGUGAGGCUCGAAUGGGUGCAUCUAUCCUCCGUCUCUUCUUCCACGAUUGCUUCGUCAACGGAUGUGACGGUUCGAUUCUACUAGAUGAUACAUCGAGCUUCACGGGAGAACAGAACGCGGCUCCAAACCGCAAUUCUGCUCGUGGGUUUAAUGUGAUUGACAACAUCAAAUCAGCUGUUGAGAAAGCAUGUCCCGGGGUUGUGUCUUGUGCUGAUAUCCUAGCUAUUGCAGCUAGAGACUCUGUCGUAGCCCUUGGAGGACCGAAUUGGAAUGUGAAAGUAGGAAGAAGAGAUGCAAGAACCGCGAGCCAAGCCGCCGCGAAUAGUAACAUUCCACCGCCGACUUCGAGCCUGAGCCAACUUAUUAGUAGUUUCAGUGCCGUUGGUCUCUCCACCAGAGAUAUGGUUGCUCUCUCCGGCGCGCACACGAUUGGACAAGCCGCUUGCAGGACCUUCCGACCAAGAAUCUACAACGAGACAAACAUUAACGCCGCUUUCGCCACCACACGACAACGAACUUGCCCUAGAGCCACCGGCUCCGGUGACGGAAACCUAGCUCCACUCGAUGUCGCUACGCCGGCUUCUUUCGACAACAACUACUUCAAGAACCUCAUGACUCAGAAAGGUCUCCUCCAUUCUGACCAAGAGCUCUUCAACGGCGGUUCCACCGACUCCAUUGUCCGUGGAUACAGCACCAAUCCGAGAAGCUUUAACUCUGAUUUCACGGCGGCGAUGAUCAAGAUGGGUGAUAUUAGCCCCUUGACCGGUAGUAGCGGUGAGAUUCGGAAAGUUUGCGGGACGACCAACUAA
Messenger RNA from Arabis nemorensis, 978 nucleotides. Lineage: Eukaryota; Viridiplantae; Streptophyta; Magnoliopsida; Brassicales; Brassicaceae. The record is from the annotation of a GenBank genome assembly.